Mirounga angustirostris (Northern elephant seal) is the source of this 2249-nucleotide messenger RNA. RefSeq names its product UDP-glucuronosyltransferase 3A1-like. Gene Ontology annotation, molecular function: glucuronosyltransferase activity. The transcript has 8 exons. Lineage: Eukaryota; Metazoa; Chordata; Mammalia; Carnivora; Phocidae. Gene Ontology annotation, cellular component: UDP-N-acetylglucosamine transferase complex. The record is from RefSeq and is a predicted model, not a curated record.
AUGGUGGGGCAAUGGACACUGCUCCUUGCUGCCUUCCUUCUGCCGGGGUUCCUGCUCUCAGAAGCCGCCAAAAUUCUGACUGUAUCCUCACUGGGUGGAAGCCAUUAUCUACUGCUGGACCGGGUAUCUCAGAUUCUUCAAGAUCAUGGUCAUAAUGUCACUAUGCUUCUUUAUGGAGAAGAAUUUUUAAUCCCAGAUACAAAAAAAGAAUGAAAUUUCAUACAAAGUUUCAUACUUCUUCCACCUGAAGAUCAUAGAAAAGAUUUUAAUAACACUGUUGAUUUCUUUGUGACAGAAGCUUUGCAUGGCAGAAAAGUACUCAACAAACUUUUAAAGUUAAUGGAACAACUGGGAAUUCGAUGCAGUGAUUUGCUAAGGAGAGGUGAUAUCAUGGGUUCCUUAAAAAAUGAGAACUUUGACCUAGUAUUCAUUGAAGCAUUUGACUUCUGUUCUUUCCUGGUUGCUGAGAAGCUUGGGAAGCCAUUUGUGUCAAUUCUUCCCACUCCCUUUGGCAGUGUGGACCUUGGACUACCAAACCCUGUGUCUUAUGCUCCAGUAUUCAAUUCCUUGCUAACUGACCACAUGGACUUCUGGGGCAGAGUGAAGAAUUUUCUGAUGCUCUUUGAUUUCUCCAUGAAGCAAUGGCGAAUCUAGUCUACAUUUGACAACACCAUCAAGGAACACUUCCCAGAAGGUUCUAGGCCAGUUUUGUCUCAUCUUCUAAAGAAAGCAGAGCUGUGGUUUGUUAACUCUGACUUUGCCCUUGAAUUUCCUCGGCCCCUGCUUCCCAACACUGUGUAUGUUGGAGGCUUAAUGUCUAGACCUGUUAAAGCAGUACCCCAGGAAUUUGAGAAUUUCAUUGCCAAGUUUGGAGACUCUGGUUUUGUCCUUGUGGCCCUGGGCUCUAUUGUGAGCAUCUAUCAGUCCCAGGAAGUUGUCAGGGAGAUGAACAGUGCCUUUGCUCAUCUGUCUCAAGGGGUGAUAUGGAAGUGUAAUCCUUCUCAUUGGCCCAAAGACGUCAAAUUGGCAGCAAAUGUGAAAAUUGUGGACUGGCUUCCUCAGAAUGACCUCUUGGCUCACCCAUGCAUCUGUCUCUUUGUCACCCAUGGUGGAUUGAAUAGCCUAAUGGAAGCCAUCCAACAUGGUGUGCCCAUGGUGGGGAUUCCUGUCCUUGGAGACCAACCUGACAACCUGGUCCGAGUAGAAGCCAAAAAGUUUGGUGUCUCUAUUUAGCUUAAACAGAUCAAGGCAGAGACAUUGGCUCUGAAGAUGAAGGAAGUCAUUGAAGACAAGAGGUACAAGUCAGCAGCAGUGGCCGCCAGCAUCAUCAGGCGCUCCCACCCCCUGACCCCUGCUCAGAGGCUGGUGGGCUGGAUCGACCACAUCCUCCAGACAGGGGGUGCGGCACACCUCAAGCCCCAUGGCCUGCAGCAGCCAUGGCAUGAGCAGUACCUGCUGGACGUCUUCUUGUUCCUGCUGCUGGUCACCCUGGGCACCCUGUGGCUCUGUGGGAAGCUGCUGGGCAUGGUGGCCAGGUGGCUGUGUGGGGCCAGGAAGCUGAAGAAGGCCUGAUGGAGGUGCAUCCAUGAUGGGUGUUUGGGGAACCACAGGUUAUAGAGGGCUUUCCCCAGCACAGGACACCCCUGGCAUCUUCCCUGUGUUGACACUUGGGGGUGGCACAAAAUUGCUUUUCCCUAUUUUCUGCUUGUGUUUAAGAAUUCUUAUGAAGCACUCUUGGGAUUCUUAUUUUAAAUUCUAGAAAUAUAUAUAUUACAUAAAAUUUACCAUUUUAACCAUUUAGUGUAGUCAAUGGCAUUAAGCACAUUAACAUUAUCGUGCAAACAUCACUACCACCCAUUCCAGAACUGUUUUCAGCCUCCCAAACUCAAACACCCUGCUGAUCAAACAGUAAUUCCUCAUAUCCAUGCCCCCACUACCAACUCAGCAAGCUCCAGGCAACCCCGGUUGUACUUACUGUGUCUAUGAAUUAUAUCAUGGUUUCAUGAUUUGCCCCUCAUCAAUGGAUACUUUACUGAGACCCAAACCUUCAGCAGACAGCUCCACCUUCCUCCCCACUUCUUGUUCUUAGACACAGGACCCUGCUUCUUGCAUCCUGGGUGCCUAAACACUUCUCAUUCUCUCUUCCUUUUCUCCAUCCUCACUUUUUAUGAUAUGACAGAAGAUAUUGACCAGUUUUUCUAUUUUGGGCCUUCUCUUGUAUCUCUUUUUCACUUCACCUCCAAGCACAG